AUGUCAGGUAGAGAAGAUCCAUUGAAAGCCGAGAAAGAUUUUUCCGCCACUUUGGAUGAAAAUAUCCCAUUAAUUGAAAAAUUAACUGAUUAUAAGCAAGCUAUAGAUAAAUAUUUAGUAUUGGAAAAACAAACUAGACAAUCAUCUGAUUUAGCAUCAUCAAAGAGAGUUUUGGUUAAGAUUGUGGAAACCUUGGUUGACAACAAUGAUUGGGAUUACUUGGAUGACUUAUUGACAAUUCUUAGUAAGAAGCAUGGUCAAUUGAAAUCCUCAAUUCAAACUUUGAUUAAAAGCACCAUUGAUAAAUUACCAAACUUGGAUGAGAAUGUUAAAAAGGAAUUGGAUCUCAAGAUCAAAUUAAUUGAAACCAUAAGAACUAUCACUGAUAAAAAGAUUUUUGUUGAAGUUGAAAGAGCUAUAGUGCUGAAAAACUUAUCCGAGAUUUAUCUUGAAAAAUUCAAUAAUUUAGAUAAAGCCACCGAGAUCUUAUGUGAUUUACAAGUUGAAACAUAUUCAUUAAUGCCAUUUCAAACCAAGAUUGAAUAUAUCUUGGAACAAAUUAGAUUAACUUUGGCUAAAAAAGACUUUUCACAAGCUAAGAUUUUGAGUCGUAAGAUUUUAUUGAAGAGUUUGAAAAAUUUUGAAAAAGCAGAGUAUUUAAAAUCGGUUUAUUUAAAAUAUUUAUUAGACAUUAGUACUCAUGAAAGAGAUUAUAUUUCAAUUGUUAAAAAUUCCUUAUUAUUAAUUGAAUUAUCAAAUAUUAAAGAAAAUGAAGUUGAAUAUAAAUCAUUAUUAGUUUCAAUCAUUUAUUAUAUUAUUUUAUCAAGUUAUGAUAACUACCAAUCAGAUUUAAUUAAUAAAAUUAAAAUUAAUUCAGUAUUUAUUAAAAAUGUUGAUUCUCCAAUUUUCAAAUUAUUAGAAAUUUUCACAACUAAUGAGUUAAUUCAUUGGUCAAAUAUUGAACAAAUAUAUAAACAAGAAUAUUUUGAUAAAAGUGAUAUUUUCAAAGACGAAAUCAAUUAUAAGAACUUACAAAAAAGAAUUGUGGAACAUAAUUUACGAAUCAUAAAUAAAUAUUAUCAAUUUAUUAAAUUGGAUCGAUUAUCAUACUUAUUACAAUUAUCAGAAAGCCAAGCUGAAACAAAUGUUAGUGAAUUGGUUAAUUCAGGUAUGAUUAAUGCUAAAAUUAAUAGACCUCAAGGUAUUGUCAAAUUUGAUAAAGUUAAUCCGGUUCCAAAGACAAGUAUUGGGAAUGAAAAAGGGGAAGCACCAUCAGCUAAUGAAAGCAUUAAUGAAUUAUUGAAUGAUUGGAUUUAUGAUGUUGAUAAAUUAUUGGAAGAAGUCGAUAGUAUUGGUCAUUUGAUUAAUAAAGAAGAAAUGAUGUAUGGUAUCAAACAAAAAGCAUAG
Messenger RNA from Hyphopichia burtonii NRRL Y-1933, 1407 nucleotides. RefSeq names its product proteasome regulatory particle lid subunit (gene RPN5). The record is from RefSeq and is a predicted model, not a curated record. Lineage: Eukaryota; Fungi; Ascomycota; Pichiomycetes; Serinales; Debaryomycetaceae. The transcript has a single exon. Gene Ontology annotation, cellular component: cytoplasm; nuclear proteasome complex; proteasome regulatory particle, lid subcomplex. Bases 1 to 1407 code for a protein of 468 amino acids.